UCGUUUUUUGCGCGCCUAAUGCAUGUAACUUAUCGUUAUCGAUACCAAAAUACAGCCGUGUUUACAUACAUCUGUUAACCAACACAGCGCUGCAACAACAACACCACCGUGUGUGAGAUUGAAGACAAUGGCUGCGGACGGUGUUGUUCCUACCCUUGCAAUUCGCUCUAGCGUGGGAGUUGAGCUGUGGUCGUCAGCGGGCCCAAAGCAGCCAUACGAGCACAAGCCCGAUUUGCCACGAGAGGAGACUAAGAAUUGUCGUUCGAUUUCCUUUAGUCCCGACGGACAUUACUUCGCUUAUUCGAAUGGAGUCGAGGUAAAAGUCCUGCGCACGGGCAGUGCCGGAGCAUUAUGGCCGCUGCAGUGCACCCUGCCACGUCCCAAAGCGUUCUACCUCAAGUUCUCACCUCGUGGUAAUUAUCUGUGCACGUGGGAACACUAUGCCAUCACAAAAGACCGGCCUGAAGGUGCACCAAAUCUACUUGUUUACGAAGUGGCUACGGGCAAUGAAAUAUUUGCAAUUGUGCAAAAAAACCAAACGGACUGGGAGCCUUCCUGGUCAUCGGACGAAUCGAUCUUUGCAUUGGUAGUAGGUGGCGAGGCAUUGUUCUACGACCUGGACGGUGGUGCUGCUGCUGGCUUUGCAUCCACAUCACGCAAAAUCGGUGGCAGCCGUGGUGGCAUGUUGUCGCUUGGUCCUGGUAACUGUCCGCCCUACCUGGCAUUCUACACGCCCGGCGCUAAAGGCGCACCAUCCAUGUGCAAACUGUACAAAUAUCCAGCGCUCAGCCAAAAUCAGACAGUAGCCUGCAAAAGCUUCUUUCAAGCUGAUCGUGUGGAGAUGCUUUGGAACAAGCGUGGCAGUGGUCUGUUGCUGUUGACUAGCACCGAAGUGGACAAGAGCGGUGCCUCCUACUAUGGUAACCAGGCAGUUCAUUUUAUGGCUACCAAUGGCGAUACGUGUUCUGUACCAUUGUCAAAGGAGGGGCCUGUGCAUUGUGUCAAAUGGAGCCCACGCGCCAACGAAUUCCUUGUCGUUUACGGCUAUAUGCCAUCAAAGGCAGCCUUGUACAAUCUAAAGUGCGAUGUAGUCUUUGAUUUCGGUGAAGGUCCACGCAAUUGCGCCUACUUUAAUCCUUUCGGAAACAUUGUUGUUCUGGCAGGCUUUGGCAAUUUGCCCGGCGCCGUCGAGGUCUGGGAUGUCCAAAAGCGUGAAAAGUUGACAAAUCUUAAGUGCGCAGACACCACCCUCUUUGAGUGGCAUCCGAACGGCGAGUGGUUUGUUACGGCCACCACGGCACCACGCUUGCGCAUCAGUAAUGGGUUCAAGGUAUACCAUUACUCCGGCGCGCUACUGCACGAGACCAUGUGGCCCCAGGGACAGGAAUUGCUCGGCGUAGAAUGGCAGCAGUGUCCGGAUAAUACUUUUGCCGAGCCAAAGGUCAGCAAGGCAAAGCAGGAGGGCAUCAAGUCCAGCCAGCCAGUGGCCAGCAAGAAGGCCUACACACCACCCCAUCUACGGCUGCUCAAGGAAGGCAAGAACCCAGAGAAGUACUUGCCGCAACCCCAGGCAACGGUACCAGGACUUCCAGCAGCAGGUGCGGGCAACAACAAGAAGAAGAGCAACAAAGCAAAGGGCAACCCCGUGCAAAAUAGACGCGAACCUGCCAUCAAUGGAGGGGACGCUGAUGCCUUAUCCGCGGUCGAUGGCGCUGCAGCUCCACCAGUCGAUGAAUCACCACGCAAGCAAACGCCUAAGCAACGGGCGCCGUCUAAACAACAACACCAGCAGCAAAAACAGAAUGCCGAGCAUGCUGCUACGCCGCCCGCUGAUCAAAUUGGGACACCAAGGCACAUCAAUGGCAACGGUCAUGGAAAUAGUAGUAGCAACGUCGAAAAGGACCGUAAAAUACGUAGCGUGGCCAAAAAGCUCUCGGACAUCAAAAAGCUAAAAGCGCGUCAGAAUCAGGGAGAGACACUUGAAUUGAAUCAACUUCAUAAGAUCGAAAUGGAAGGCAGAUAUCUAGAAGAACUGCGUGCACUUAAGCUGUCCGCCUAGACGGACAAAAAACUAGGCAGGUCGCUGGAGUAUAUCAAGCGUCAUACCGUUUGUGAUAUAGGCACACACACAAAUAGAUACUGCAACAAUAUAAUGCCUCACCCCACACACACUUCAUAGAAAAACAUUGUGCUGCUUUACGCAAAUGUGCGCCGUCGUUCUUGUUUUAUGAAUGCGUCGCGAGCGGCGGCGGCGCGAUUUUUAUAGUUAAAAACAUUUUUCUACUAUUGUGAUUAUUAUUUUUGGAAACAACAAUAACAACAAAUUUAUGUACCAAAUUGUGCUACCGAGUAAAUAAAUUUCAAAAACAGAAAAAUAA
Molecule: messenger RNA, 2378 nt
Organism: Scaptodrosophila lebanonensis
Lineage: Eukaryota; Metazoa; Arthropoda; Insecta; Diptera; Drosophilidae
Gene: eIF2A
Product: eukaryotic translation initiation factor 2A
Exons: 4
Coding region: 128-2059 (643 amino acids)
Biological process (GO): translational initiation
Cellular component (GO): cytosolic small ribosomal subunit
Molecular function (GO): tRNA binding; ribosome binding; translation initiation factor activity
Source: RefSeq, a predicted model, not a curated record